AUGGCGACACCUCAUCGCCGCCAAAUCCUCUGUAGCAUGAUCCUCGGUGAGGCCAGCGAUGAGGGAUUGAAGCAUACUCAGCUUCACUCAUCGCGCAAUAUCAUCAUCAGUCUGAACACCAAAGGGAUUCGACUUUCAUUCCCUCGCAGCACUGAUCGGAGCACCUGGGGCUGGUAUUCCGCUGAUUAUGCAACGACAGACUCGGCCUUUCAUCACGUCACCAUGGAACUUCCCCCAGGGGGUUUCACCGCGACUCAUAGCGAGCUUACCAAAGACGGUGAACAGCUUUUAGGUCUUGAUGGCGAAUUGAGCGAAUACCGACGUGUAGAGCUACAGAUCUCGCCUCAUUCCAAGACUACAGUCAUUGGCUUUGGCCUCCCAUUUCAUGGAGAAAACGGACAUGUCGACAAAUGGGUCAACAAACACACUCCGAUCGCUGGGGUCGCCUCCUUACCAGAGAUUCUCCAGAGGAAAAGCUUUAGUCUUAUCGUCAAGGCCAGCAAGGAUGACAUGGACGAUGUGAUCGGCGCCAUGAAUCAGCGGUGCAAACCCAGUGGCUAUGGAUACGGCACUCAUCACGGAUGGAAUUGGGAUCGCUACAAUAAACAGAUUCCCGCAAUGAGAGGCAUGCUAUUCCCCGAAACAACCCGCUUCAAAGACCAGAAUGAAAGAGACACUGCUUGGACUCAGAUCCACGUUCAAGAUGUUUGGGACUUUCACCACGACCUGGAACAUGUCAACGACGUUGAGAUGCCGGCGCUCAUCUAG
Molecule: messenger RNA, 768 nt
Organism: Fusarium tjaetaba
Lineage: Eukaryota; Fungi; Ascomycota; Sordariomycetes; Hypocreales; Nectriaceae
Exons: 2
Coding region: 1-768 (255 amino acids)
Source: RefSeq, a predicted model, not a curated record